This is a messenger RNA of Aquila chrysaetos chrysaetos, 2521 nucleotides long. It is a transcript of the gene SPMIP6, whose product is annotated as chromosome Z C9orf24 homolog. Gene Ontology annotation, molecular function: alpha-tubulin binding. The coding region runs from base 757 to 1500 and encodes 247 amino acids. The record is from RefSeq and is a predicted model, not a curated record. Gene Ontology annotation, cellular component: manchette; perinuclear region of cytoplasm. Lineage: Eukaryota; Metazoa; Chordata; Aves; Accipitriformes; Accipitridae. The transcript has 6 exons.
CAGCUUGGGGAAAAGCAAACCCAGGUCGUGCAAAUCCCUCCCUGGCAUAACCCAGCUGCCUCUCUGCACUGAGAUGCACAGGGACUGCUCACUCUGACUGCAGAGCCCAUCACUCGGGACAAAAGAACAAACAAGCCACACAGGAUCACCUAAACCCAGCUUUUUAAUUGAAAAGGGGAGACAGAGCAGGUGGUAAUUCCCCUGGCUACCCCAGCAGGCUGGGACAGUGGUGCCCGGUGCUGUGCCCCAGGCAUUGGCUGCACUGGUGUGGUGCUCUGUGCAUGCAGCUGGGUUGCUGCAGGAUUUCUAAGGAAAUACAGGAGAGGGGUGCUGGAAAAGCCACAAUCACUGCUUCUGGACCUCCCAAUAUAAAAUUAUCUUGACUAGGACCAGCUGAAACUGUUUCCUACCGUUGUUAAGGUAAUUGCCUGCAGGAGGGGAGGAAGCCUGGAGCCAGGACAAAGCCAGGAGGGUGCAGUCCACUGAGGGAUGUGGGCAGCAAUUGCUGUGCCCUAGGCUAGAACCAGGGUGUACCUAUGAGACUGACAGAAAGCCACUAAAUCCCCCUGCUCCCGCACUAUGACAUCACUGAUCACAUAAGCACCACCCUGGGCUGGCAGAGCAGUGGCACUAGCCCCGUUCUCCCUCCUGCAUGGGCUGCAAGCCCCCAGCCCCACAUAGCGCUGCUCCUCCAGUGGGGCAUACCCAGGACUCUGUGAGACUCCAAGCGCUCCCAUCCCAGUGGGCUGCUGCACCAUGUUCCUCUUCUCCAAGAAACACAAGACCCCCGUCAGCACUUACACCGACUCCUACCGCCCGCCAUGCUCUGUCAAAAAGACCAUCCAAGAGCAGGCUCCACAGGAGCUCUGGAAAGAAAACAAGUUUGUUACGCAGGGAUUAACGAUGCCCCCCGUGCAAAAUCCGGUGAGCCAAGGUCGGCCCGAGCAGCUGAUUAAGGCAGCAAUGCAGGAGUACUACAGGAACACCAUCGACCCCGCUGCCUAUUGGCCUGAGAAGUACUGGCUGGCCAGGUUCGAAGAGAAGUACAACCCGGUUUUUGUCAACGAGGACAAAUACGUCACCUGGAGAACAGGUCCCUACAACAGCGCAGCCUGGAAUAAGCACUCCUCUUACCUUCCCCUCCCGUCCAAGGUGACAAGGAUGGAGAGCUUCCUGCACAGUAUACCGGUGCCGUACCCCCCAAAACCCAUCUGCCUCAAUCAGUUUGAGCGGGAGGUGAUCACCAACAUGCUGCACAGGCUGCCCGUGUACACUGUGACAGGGAGGGGACCCUUCCAGGGCUACUACAGCCCCUGCUCUGGGCGCCACUACUGCCUGCGAGGGAUGGACUACUACGUUGAUGGGGGUCCUGCCAUCAGAAGACAUCUCCACACACUAGGAGAGAGGGCUGAGUAUACUGUGCUGCAGUUACAGCCCCAGAGCGAUGUUGCAUACAUCUACACAUCACCCUCAGCCAUCCUCCCCAUGCAAGAGCCUUAGGUGCAGACACAUUCAGUGAGGGGAGCACUCCAAGCCAGUUGCCCUGGGGGAAAAGCCUAUUAUUUUUUCCUAAUGCCAGCCAGCCACUAGCUCUCUUUUCAUUAGGGUUUCAUACAAACUUGCUCAGAGGGUUAUUCAGGGGACAAUUGUGCAGACUGCAGACUCUAAGGGGUAGCGGAUCCCAUCACAGUGCCCACGCAGGCAGCAAUGCAGCUGCUCUACUUCCACCUUGCAGGCUAAGUGGAUGUGACCAGGGAGGGCAGGACACCCUUGCGGUGCUGGGCUGUGGAGCGUGUUGUUGCUACCUGUGGAGGAGCAGUUGCCAAAUUUACUCCCUGGUCAGGUGUUUCUAUGCUUGAUCUCAUCCAGCAGUCCUUGGUAUUGUACAGCACCUGGAAUCUUGCUGGCACUGGAGCCCGGCUGCAUGUAGCUUAGCAUCUCCAAGAUUUUGGGGCCACAUCAGUGUUUCUUGUGCUGCUCUUGUAUUUUCUCUCGUCAUUGUUUGCUCUUCUUAUCCAAGAACUUGUUCCCUGGUCACGCUGUUUGUUAUGUGGUAAUCAGCCCUGUCCUUCACCCACUGCAGGUCCGGCAGCACCUUUUAAUCUCCACAUGUUUACCUUUAGGGUGUCUCCAUUGCCGAGGCAGCUUUUUUCAGCCCUGGGGAAGCAGCAAGGGGAGAGGGGAGGCUGUUCAACCAGCUUAGUCAUCACUUUGCUACUGCAUCAAUCCCCCUGCGGGCCAAAAUUAGGCAUCAGGCUUUGCAGAAAACGUGUGAUUGGGUUUAAAUUCCUGAGCUCAGAAACUAAAACCAAACCACAGUGAGAACAAACAGGGAGCACUGGGUUCCCCCUAGAUGUCCUUAUGCUUGAGCUUCCGUGAGAUGUUUCUCAAGGUCUUCUCCACUGAGAAACAGGCAGAUUUUCCUAACUGGCAUGGCUCUGGGAAUGAAGAUUUUAGGAAAAUGACAGUGCAAGAGAGAGUGGGUAUUUGCAGGGUGGGAGACCUGCUGGAAACAGCUCAC